AUGAUAUUUGGAGUCCCGCUCAACAUAACGGGUCCCGUAAUUAUAGUUCACUUUGUUUUGGCGGUUCUGAUCCACGGACGGCAAGUCGAAUGGACGGCUAGACUGGACUUCCUCUGGAACUCUCAGGCCAACGAAGAGAAGGCCGAUAUGCAUGAGUUACAGAGUAGUAAUCGUCGCAUACUAUUCAAUCUGUUGCCAUCACAUGUGGCCACUCAUUUCCUCGACAAUCAAUUCAGAAACAAUAUGGAUCUCUAUCAUCAAUCAUAUACUAAAGUCGGUGUUUGUUUCGCUUCGAUACCGAAUUUUAUGGAGUUUUAUAUGGAAUUAGACGGUAAUAAUCAGGGCGUAGAGUGUCUUCGUUUACUCAAUGAGAUAAUCGCCGAUUUUGAUGAACUGUUGGAUCACCAAAAAUAUAAAGCGAUCGAUAAAAUCAAAACAGUCGGCAGUUGUUAUAUGGCAGCGAUUGGAUUGAUGCCGGAGUUUCGUAUACCAGAAACCGAUUCUGUAUUCGCUGCCGAAUGUAUGGCUUGUUUAGUGGACUUAGUCUUUGAAAUGAGGGAUCGAUUGUCAGAAAUAAACGAGAAUUCUUACAAUAACUUUAUGCUUCGCGUCGGUCUCAACAUCGGACCCGUCGUCGCAGGAGUUAUUGGCGCUCGUAAACCUCAGUACGAUAUUUGGGGCGAUACUGUGAAUCUGGCCUCAAGAAUGGACAGCACAGGUCUUCCUAAUCACACUCAGUGUACUGAAGACGUCUAUUUACUACUUAAGGACUAUCCAUACGAUUUUGAGUGCAGGGGAAGAGUGAAAGUGAAAGGAAAGGGAGAAAUGACAACAUAUUUCUUAAUCGAUCGCAAGAACCAAAAAAGUCGCAAUAAUUAUGAAUUUAUUGGAUCCGCGAAUAACGGGUCGAAUCGGGCGGUCGUCGGAGGGAUUGGCGAAAGGAAUUCAAAAAUGAAGAAAAAUUCUAUGAAUAAUAGCAGUAAUAAUAAUAACAGUAGAAAUAGUUUUACAAAUUCUCCAUUACUUCAGCCAACGAAUAGAAACGCGACAAAAGUGUCAAACGUUGGCAAAAGGAUUGAUUCAAUUCCCAGUUAUAAUCCGCCGAAACCUAUCAUAACUGAUAUGGAAAGACCGAAAUUUAAUAAAUCGCCGCUCAAUACAAUCACUUCCAUUACUGAAGAACCUUCCGCUGCAGAGCCCACGGCCUGUCUUUACAAUAAAGGCGACGCCUGGGAGACACUUAAAGAGUUGAGUUCAUCCGUUCCGCCGCCGCCUCCAGAAUCUGAUCAUUUUGUUUGCGGUCAAGACAUUCAACACUCGCUCACUAUUGUAUCGCCGACUGGAGUACAGGAAACCAAUUUGGAUGACAUAACACCUCCGCUUCCGCCCAGAGAUCACUCUAACCGACGGCCGUCUCGUAACUCAUCUCUAACUCACAACACAAGUGCCCACAAACUAAACCCAACCAAUCCUUGUCUCCCCUUUUCGUCUCCAACUGUGUCUCAGAGAACCGCAUCUCUGGAUGAGACCAAUCGGACCGCAGUUGAGAGUCGACAGAGUUUUGAUGACAUGGAGGCGACUCAGACUCAGGCCACGUCUGCCAGAGCGACGGGAAGGGCGUCUUCUUUCGACGGCUCGUCACUCUAUCACUCGUCGUCGUCGUCGGACGUCAUGCCUGUGACGGACGCCGAGACCACAUAUGGAGGUCUGACGCGUACAGAUCUGGACACUCCUUCGCCGGCAUUCAAUCGCAAUUCUGGCGGAUCUGCUUGUCUUCAGUGGGUUUAUCCCAAUCCAGAGAACACUACAGAAGCCGAGCAUUCGUUCGUUCGGACCAACAAUAGAGACGAUUAUUGUAUUUUCAUUAAACGCAAUAACAAUGACUUCAGUGGUUGUAAACCAAAGACAACAUCAAACGCACCGCCAGAGAGUCAACAGUCGAACUCAAAGAAACUCUACCAUCACAUCCAUCACCACAAUCACAAUCAUUCACACCAUUCCUCCAACAAUGAGAGCACAAAACUCGGUAAAAGUCACGCAAAUCAGGGCUCUUAUAAAAGUGACGGCUCUUCUGGAACUAAUAGCGCCCGAAGAAGACAUCGAUAUAAUAGAAGGGAUAGAAGUAAAGACGACGACGACAUCAAUAUUCCUCUUCUCCACAAACACUCAUUCAGUGGCAGAACAGCGACGAGCGAUACGGAGGAAGAGCUGGAUCUGAAUCUGAUGGGCGCCGCGAGUCGUCGCAACAGAACUGAUAUCAUAAGGCGUUCGCCAUCUUUUGGCUCCAAUUCCUCUCGAAGUCAACGGAAGGGAAGUCUUCCCGACUAUUAUAAGUCGAACUCAAAUGCAAAAUACGGCAAAAUUAUGCCCAAAAAGUUGCCGUCAAUGGAGAGCGUCUCCAAACAGAAUCCAGAAUAUUCUCCAAAACUCAGGAGUAAAGGAUCGCUUCCAAUGAUUCCACUCCAAGAACUUCGAAACGUUAGCGACGUUUUGGCAGAAUUUGGGUUUAAGAAGGAAAGAGUGAAACCAAUGAAUGAAUUUUGUAUGAGUUUUGAAGAGGAAGAGGAGAAACAGGAGUCAAACACCGAUGCGUUGAUCGCAACCAAUAAAGACAAUCAUAACGAACACGAAGUGAUCAAAAACCAAGCGCUCAACACAAAGGCCGACACUCUUCUCGAUAUGGCCGCAGAUUUGGCACAAUUGGAGCAACAGUUCCACAACAACUCACGUCCGAUGACUUAUCGGUUCCCAUUAGAAGACAUCGAUUUCUCAAAUAAAGAGAAAAAAAUUUUAAACCAAAGCGAAAAUAAUUUGAAUUCAAAACGUUUCGCACAACGAAGACAUGCGAAGGAAUCGGAGUACGAAAACAUCGAUUCCGAUGACAUUCCUCUCUUUGAUGAAGACGUCAACGACGAAGAGGAAGAUGAGGAGGAAUACAAUAAAUCAGAUGACAAUCAACUGACAGAUGAGAACCAAUUGGUCAGCGAUGAGAGCGACGAACUUCAGUCCGACGGCCAGUCACUGAACGAAACAAAUCAAUUGUUUGAUACCAACUGUGAUGAGAGUGUCGUAGGAAUGGACGGCUUGUCUGUUAUGAACGACGCCGGACUCACUGACGCCGAGGGAGCGCUCAGUGAUGUCAACUCUUUGCUUAAUGACGGACACGAAGGAGAUAUGGACGACACGAGUAUGUCUUCCAGAUCUGGUGCCAGUUCUCGAAUGUUGGAUAACAUGGACUCAAUUAAUCUCAUGUAUGACUCGGAGAUGGAAUAUCCGGCGCCGAACCGAGGCUUCAGACGAGACAUCCUAUCGGACGACGACUGUCUGAAUGUGGGCGCAGACAGUGAUAUAAACAUCGAUUACUUGGAGGGCCAGCACUCGGCCAACAAUAUAGUGACGCCAAACACUUUGGCCGAAAGGCUCGAAAACAUUCGUAUCAUUACAAACAAUAUCACCAGAAAUUUCGGUCAAAUAAAGAGCGAUGUCUUGAGAAGUAAAGUCGAAGACACCGACGACUCGGAGGCGUAAUUUGUUUACUCGAAAACCAAUCACUAUUUCGUUGGUUUGAGUGCCAAAUAUAUUGUAAAUUGUGUUUAAUUAUAGAUAGCGUUAAACAAAAACCAUAUUUUUGCUGAC
This is a messenger RNA of Medioppia subpectinata, 3636 nucleotides long. The record is from the annotation of a GenBank genome assembly. Lineage: Eukaryota; Metazoa; Arthropoda; Arachnida; Sarcoptiformes; Oppiidae.